Molecule: messenger RNA, 2013 nt
Organism: Penicillium macrosclerotiorum
Lineage: Eukaryota; Fungi; Ascomycota; Eurotiomycetes; Eurotiales; Aspergillaceae
Gene: clf1
Product: putative cell cycle control protein (Cwf4)
Exons: 2
Coding region: 1-2013 (670 amino acids)
Biological process (GO): spliceosomal complex assembly; mRNA splicing, via spliceosome
Cellular component (GO): Prp19 complex; precatalytic spliceosome; post-mRNA release spliceosomal complex
Molecular function (GO): protein binding
Source: RefSeq, a predicted model, not a curated record
AUGGAGGCAUCUCGAGGCCCUCCACGGGUCAAGAACAAGGCCGCGGCGCCGAUUCAGAUCUCCGCCGAGCAACUGCUUCGCGAAGCUGUUGACCGGCAAGAACCCGGCCUGCAGGCGCCGACCCAGCGUUUUGCUGACCUCGAGGAAUUGCACGAGUACCAGGGUCGGAAGCGCAAGGAGUUUGAGGACUAUGUGCGGCGCAAUCGCAUUAACAUGAACAACUGGAUGCGCUAUGCAGCCUGGGAAUUGGAACAGAAAGAAUUCCGCCGUGCGCGGUCGAUUUUCGAGCGUGCGCUAGACGUCGACUCAACCUCAGUGGUUCUAUGGAUUCGCUACAUCGAAGCUGAAAUGAAGACGCGGAAUAUCAACCACGCCCGCAACCUCCUGGAUCGCGCCGUGACCAUCCUGCCUCGCGUCGACAAACUAUGGUAUAAGUAUGUCUACAUGGAAGAGACACUGGGUAACAUCCCCGGAACCCGUCAGGUUUUCGAGCGGUGGAUGUCAUGGGAGCCCGAGGAGGGUGCGUGGGGUGCAUACAUCAAGCUGGAGAAGCGGUAUAACGAGUUCGAAAGAGCGCGCGCAAUCUUCCAGCGUUUCACCAUUGUGCACCCCGAGCCGAAGAACUGGAUUAAAUGGGCGCGGUUUGAGGAGGAAUACGGAACAAGUGACCUGGUGCGCGAGGUGUAUGGCAUUGCGAUCGAGACAUUGGGAGAGAACUUCAUGGACGAGAAGCUCUUCGUGGCAUACGCCAAGUUCGAGGCCAAGUUGAAGGAAUACGAGCGUUCGCGAGCAAUCUACAAAUACGCCUUGGACCGACUCCCGCGGUCGAAGUCGAUGACCCUUCACAAGGCUUAUACUACUUUUGAAAAGCAGUUCGGUGAUCGAGAAGGUGUUGAAGACGUGAUCUUGUCUAAGCGCCGGGUGCAAUACGAAGAGCAGCUGAAGGAGAAUCCUCGCAAUUACGAUAUCUGGUUUGAUUUUGCGCGGCUCGAAGAAACAGCUGGCGAUGCGGAGAAGGUUCGGGAUAUUUACGAGCGAGCCAUUGCACAGAUUCCUCCGUCGCAAGAAAAGAGACAUUGGCGCCGUUACAUCUACCUCUGGAUUUUCUAUGCAGUGUGGGAAGAGAUGGAAGCUAAAGAUGUGGAUCGUGCGCGCCAGAUCUACCAAGAAUGCGUCAAACUCAUUCCACACAAAAAGUUCACCUUUGCGAAGGUAUGGCUCAUGAAAGCGCAGUUUGAGGUCCGACAAAUGGAACUGCAGGCUGCCCGCAAGACUCUAGGCCAGGCGAUUGGCAUGUGCCCGAAAGACAAGCUCUUCCGUGGUUAUAUUGACCUCGAGCGCCAGCUAUUCGAGUUCCUGCGGUGCCGGACCCUGUACGAGAAGCAGAUCGAAUGGAAUCCGUCCAACAGCCAAUCCUGGAUCCAGUAUGCUGAGCUGGAGCGCGGAUUGGAUGAUUUGGAUCGUGCACGAGCGUUGUAUGAGCUUGGCAUCGACCAGCCGACACUUGACAUGCCCGAACUGGUCUGGAAAUCUUAUAUCGACUUUGAGGAGGACGAAGGCGAGUAUGACCGGGUCCGGGCGCUGUAUGAACGCUUACUCCAGAAGACCGACCAUGUCAAGGUCUGGAUCAAUUAUGCUCGGUUCGAGAUCAACGUUCCCGAGGAGGAAGAGGAGGAAGAGGACGAAGAAGCCCGACCGAUCAGCGAAGAUGCCAAACGCCGUGCGCGGGCUGUGUUCGACCGUGCUCACAAGGUAUUCAAGGACAAGGAACUCAAGGAAGAGCGUGUGGAACUCCUCAAUGCCUGGCGGUCAUUCGAGAACACGCACGGCUCGCCGGACGAUAUCGAGAAGAUCGAGAAACAGAUGCCGCGGCGGGUCAAGAAGCGACGCAAGCUGGAGGACGACCGAUACGAAGAAUAUAUGGACUACGUGUUCCCGGCCGACGACCAAUCAGCCGCCAACCUGUCGCGGCUGCUCCAGAAGGCGCAUGCUUGGAAAAAGUCGCAGGCCUGA